UAUUUCUUUAACCCGACGACAGACUGAGCCUGUAAACUAAUUUGUAAAAAGCUUCCAACUUUCCUAUUUAAAGCACCAAAAUCUCAACUGGGUUGCCACCAUUUUAUCUCUAAGCCCACCAUAAUCUCAGCUUUAAGCUCAAUAAUUAAGCUCAUAAUCCAUCCAUGGCGGACGUUUUUAUAAAAACAGAGGAGCCACCUUCCCAACUUAUCCCUCUUCUCGAUUCUAAUAACAAUAACAAUAACAACGACCACCACAUCGAUCCCCACAGCAACCGUCAUCUGGGAGGAGAAGAAGAAUUCAAAGAUACCCCAUUGGACCAAACCCUCCAAUGGCUAGAAACGUUUCUCACUCUCUUGGGCUUCAACCAAUCUUCUUGGUUGAGCCUUGCCCUGUCCUGGACGGCUCUGGCUCUCAUCGGUGUGGCUCUUCCGGUGGUUGUGCUUGUGGUGUUCAACUGCUCCGACUGUAAGAAGUAUCAGAUUAAAAGGUUCGAGAUCGUUAUCGUGGGCUCGCAAGCGAUUCUGGCAGCGGUCUCUGUGCUCUGCAUCUCCCCCAGGCUUCGCAAAUAUGGCAUUCGGAGGUUCUUCGUCGAUCGCUAUAGCGGUCAUAUCGUUCGGUUUCGAAACGAUUACAUCAAGCAGAUUAAGGAUUAUUUUUCGAUGCUUUUUGGACUGCGUUUUUUUUGA
Malus domestica (apple) is the source of this 689-nucleotide messenger RNA. The record is from RefSeq and is a predicted model, not a curated record. Lineage: Eukaryota; Viridiplantae; Streptophyta; Magnoliopsida; Rosales; Rosaceae.